GAGGAGUGGAGGACUGAGAGCAAGCUUUCGGCUGCGAAUACAGACUUUAUAUGAAUGCACAGACGCGGGCGGCUCUGGUCGGCUUCAUCCGGGACGCAGCUGCGACUGAAUGAACCCGAAAGCGACUCAACUUCCACAAGGCCAACGUCAGUCCCAGCCUGCGUAGUCUGUCACCCCUCCAGGCCGGGCCAUGAAUAAACAACCAAGCAAAGAGAGUCUCAAGGACAAGGUGAAGGGGAUCUUCGGCCUAGGACCACCUCGUCCGCCGAGCAAACAGAGCGACACUAAACCCUCCGAGCUUAUCAUCACGACUGACAUCAUCAAGGAGCUCCACCCAGACUGCGGUCUGAGCAACCGUGUUCGCAUGAUGAACCACAUCUGCGAUCUUGCCAAAACUAAAAAAUUUGAGGAGCAUGCAGUGGAGGCUGUGUGGAAAGCUGUGGAGGACAUGCUGACUCCAGAGCAGCCACCAGAGGCCAGACAUGCCGUUCUGCAGCUGCUGAGGGCCAUUAUACAAGGACAGGGUGAGCGGCUUGGCCCUCUGAGAGCCUACUUUUUCAAGGUGAUCAGAGACUACCAACCAUGUAACGAGGACCUCUCGGACAGACUGGAAGUGUUUAAAGCUUUAACUGAGAACGGAAAGGACAUCACAUACCUGGAGGAGGACAUAGCACGAUUUGUCCUCCUGUGGAUGGACAUUGGUCUAACCUCCGACUUCCUCCACGUUCUAGUAAAUCUGGUAAAAUUCAACAGCUGCUACCUGGACCAAAACGUUUCCAUCAUGGUCCAGAAAAUCUGUCUUCUGUGUAACAGGACGACCUCCUCAACUGAUAUCGAGGUGGCGCUACAAGUUCUGGACGCUGUGGUGUGUUACAACUGCCUGCCUUCAGACUCGCUCACGUUUUUCAUCAUCACGCUUUGUCGCACUGUGAAUGUUAAAGAGUUUUGUGAAUCCUGCUGGAAGCUGAUGAGGAAGGUGCUGGGGACCCACCUCGGCCACAGUGCUAUUUACACCAUGUGCCGAAUCAUGGAGGAGAGGGUCUACAUGGAGGAUGCUCCAUUGCUGAGAGGAGCAGUAUUCUUUGUUGGCAUGGCAUUGUGGGGCGCACACAGACUCCCUGCACUCAAAAACACACCAACGCUUGUUCUGCCAUCUUUCUACAAGGCCAUGUCAUGUGCCAAUGAGGUGGUGUCCUAUGAAAUCGUCCUCUCCAUUACCAGACUGAUCAAGAAGUACGGCAAAGAGCUGCAGGUGGUCACAUGGGACAUCCUUCUGGGCAUCAUAGAGCGACUGCUGCAGCAGAUCCAGACAAUAGGCAGUGCUGAGCUGAAAGCCAUCGUCUAUGAGCUGUUGACCACAGUGGAAGAGCUGUACGAGCAGAACGGUUACCACGGCUCCACAGAGAAGUUCUUUAGUCUGGUGGAGAAAUGUGCUGACAAGAGACCUGAUGCAUCAGUGCUGACCUUGAUCUCAUACAGGGCCCAGUCUAUCCAGCCAGCUAAAGACGGCUGGAUUCAGAGCCUGUACCGCCUCAUGGAGAAAUUCUUCAGGAAUGAGACUCGCAGUGUCAUAAGGAUCAAAGUACUUCAUAUCUUGUCCUUCGUUCUCAGUACGAACCGACAACUCUAUGAGGAUGAGUUGAUUGAAAUGGUGGUGAUCCCUCAGCUCAGUGGGAUCGCUGAAGACCGGGAUCUGGCUGUCAGGAAACAGGCUACGCAGCUACUGGUGGACCUUGCUGAGGGCUGCAAUACUCACCACUUCACCAGCCUGCUGGACAUCAUUGAACGGGUGGCCAGCCGCUCUCUGGUGUGUUCAGGGCCUCUGGAGAUUUCUGAGAGAGACCCAACAGCAGAGUCUCCGAUGGAGGAUGUCAGAACUGCUAUACUGGGUCUGCUGGAAAUCCUUCAGAGCAAACUCUACAGCCUGCCAGCCAGCCAUGCGAGCCGUGUUUAUGAGUUGCUUAUCAGCCACCUUCAGCUUCACUACAAAAACAAGAACUGUUUAGCUAUCGCUUCCACUAUCAGACUCCAGGUGUUUGACUUCUUCCUGAUGAUGCGUGCAGACUCCCUUCACCGCCUCGGGGUUCCCAACAAAGAUGGAGCCAUGAGAUUUAGCCCUUACUGCUACUGUGAUACAGGGGAGCCAGAGAAGCGUGUCAGUGAUAAGAAGCCAGCAGGUUCAACAUCUCCUCCUGCCGGAAGUCCUGCUCCCCCUGCUGCUCCUCCUGCUUCUGCAGCCUCGAUACGCUCGGCCUACCUUCCCUAUGCUCCUGCCUUUAGUGUCCUCCUGCAGUGCCUCAAGAUGGAGACGGAUUGGAAGGUGCUGAAGCUGGUUCUCGAAAAGCUGCCAUGGAUGCUGCAGUACAAAGUGCUGCUACUCACAUCACCUUGCAGCUUAGACCAGCUGUGCUCUACACUCUGCUGCAUGGUGACGGAUCGUCUGAUCUCAGAGCGCUUGAAAAAGACUCCUGAUGGGUUUUCCCGCACAGACGUUCAGCUGGCAGUGGUUCCUGUCCUUACGGCGAUCACCUCCUACCACAACUACUUGGAGCAGCCGAGACAGAGAGAGCUGGUUCAGUGCCUCGAGACUGGUCUCAUUUACCGCUGUGCCAAGCAGUGUGUGGUGGCCCUUACAAUGUGCACGGUGGAGAUGCCUGAUAUCAUGAUCAAGCUCCUCCCCGCUCUUAUUGUCAAGCUCACCCACAUCUCUGCUACUGUUGCCAUGGCAUCACCAAUGCUUGAGUUUCUCUCCACUCUGGUGCGCCUGCCCCAUCUCUAUGCCAACUUUGUAGCUGAGCAGUAUGUCAGUGUAUUUGCCAUCUCACUACCCUACACUAACCCUUCUAAGUUUAACCAGUACAUUGUGUCCCUGGCCCACCAUGUGAUCGCCAUGUGGUUCAUACGCUGCAGACUCCCCUUCCGCAAGGACUUUGUUCAGUACAUCACAAAGGGUUUGCGGUCCAAUGCCCUCCUGCCAUUCGAUGACAACCACGAGCAAAGUCCGUUUCGUGCCCGAAGCACCAGCCUCAAUGAAAGGCCCAAAAGUCUGCGGGCGGCAAAAGUGGCAAAGGCAGCAGCAGCGGUAGCCAAUAGCAGCAGCUCUCCAGUUAAAGAGCUGAGGGACCUUUCAGCCAUGGACGCUUUCCGCUCCCGCAGCAUCAGUGUCUCCGAACAUGCGGUCCGCAGGAUGCACACCUCGACCACCACCUGCAGUCUGGGCUCUGCCGAUGAAAAUGCGGUAACUCAGGCAGACGAGGGGCUGAAGACUGUCCACCUGGAGCUCACAGAGACGUGUCUGGACAUGAUGGCACGAUAUGUGUUUUCCAACUUCUCUGCACUUCCCAAAAGGUCUCCCAUCGCAGAAUUCCUGUUGGCAGGAGGUCGCAGUAUGACCUGGUUGGUGGGCAACAAGCUUGUUACCAUAACGACCAGCGGAGGGGUCAGAACACAAGCGCUGCUGGGUCUGGACAUGGCUGAACGUCUGGGAGGAGGAGGAGAAAUGACCAGGUCAGAUCCAUCACUACACACCCGCAUGACCAAAGAGGCUCCAGCCAAACUGGAGUCACAGUCAAACCAGCAGCAUAGCAGAGCCACGCGCAUACGGGUCCGCUCCAUAUCAGGUGGCCACGCUCUUCGUGCCGGUCCUGCUCAGAGCCUUAGUCCUCUGGUGUCCCCCUCUGAGGGUGAGUUAGCUGCUCCACUCUCUCCCUCCUCCGGUCCAACGCUGGACAGUCUGGGUCCUCCCUCCUCCACCUCUGCCAACCCGUCUGCUCCACCUCCUCUGAAAGACAACCCCAGCCUGGCUGAGUUUGUCCCGAUGCUCACCCAAGGCUGGGCAGAGAUCUUCAUACGGAGACCAUCAGGUAACACUAGCUGGCUGAUGUGUUUGGAGAACCCACCCAGCCCCUUCUCCUCUGAGCUUGGCAACAUGCCGCUGCAGGAGCUUUCUACUGUCCUGAUGGCGAUGGAGGGAGUGAAGGAGCCUCCAACUCAGACGGCGAGCGCUCCCGCCAGCACAACUGCACCUGCACCGGCGCCUGUUUCUGAGCCCCUAACCCAAACACACAGCAACAUCGGAGGGAAGACACACCUGAUGCAGCGCUCCAACACUGACUCUGUGGUGGUGCUGGAGGAGGGGUCAGGGGUCACCACAGCACACACCCCUCCUGACUGGCUGGGGAGUGAAGAGUUUGAGCCAAUGCCUUCUGAUCCAAUCUUUAUGUCUGCUGACAAGUUCACGAAGACUCCCCCACCUGGAACACUCAGCAGGUCCUCCUCUACCUCCAGUCAAGACGAUGAAAAGUCGACUCUGGAAGAAGUGAGUGAAGGAGCGAUUCCUAUCGAUCAGCCCACUCUGGGACCCUCCACCCCAGGCAGUCAAGGUCCCGAACUUCCCUUCCAGACCCACACUCAGUCCCAGGGUCAUGGACUCAACAAGUCCAGCUCCUCGCCGGAGCUCCAAACGUUACCUGAAGCCUUCACCAAGUUAGCCAUUGAGUCCGAGACUGCGUUGGGAGACACAGCGCGGCCCAGAGCACCCUCAGAUGGCAAGCCUCAGCUCCAGCAGCCUCAUUUCGAGAAGGAAAAGGUGGAUGGAAGCACAGGAGGGGAUGUUAAUGGACUGGGAGGGCAGAGCCAAGCAGGUGAUGGUCCAGGUGCUGUGCCUUCUCAGGGUGGAGCAGGAGUGAUGAGGUUGUCUUUUCCUGCAACACCAGCGCAACCUGGACCCAUUUCCCCCAGUGGAGGCCACCGACCCCGGGGUCACACCAUCUCAGUAUCGGCCCCCUCCUCCAGGAGGGAGAGAAGAACGGAGAGGGACUCUUACCACAGUCGACCGGGACCCAGCAACGCAGAGAAAAUCUCUGGACUCAGUCCCAGCUUCGUCUUUCUCCAGCUCUACCACUCUCCUUUCUUUGGAAAUGAAGCCAACAAGCCACUGCUGCUGCCCAAAACUCAGGUGAUAGAUCGUGCUGUGAAGGUUCUGGACCAGAUGCCUCCUUACGACACCCAUAAGAUAGGGGUAGUGUUUGUCGGAGCUGGUCAGGUUAACAAUGAAGUUGCCAUCCUGUCGAAUGAAUACGGCUCCAACCGCUACGCCGCCUUCCUCACAGGCCUCGGCAAAUUAAUCCACCUGAAAGACUGUGACCCCGACCAGAUCUUCCUCGGAGGGCUCGACCAGUACGGAGACGACGGAGAGUUCACCUACUGCUGGCAUGAUGACAUCAUGCAAGCCAUCUUCCACAUCGCCACACUAAUGCCAAACAGGGAGAGCGACAAGGGCUGCUGCAACAAAAAGCGACACAUCGGUAACGAUUUUGUUAUGGUGGUGUACAAUGACUCCGGAGAGGACUACAAACUAGGCACUAUCAAGGGUCAGUUUAACUUUGUAGAAGUCAUUAUAAAACCGCUGGAUUAUGAAUGUAACCUCGUCACCCUUCAGUGCCGCAAAGACCUUGAGGGGUUAGUAGACACAGCGGUGGCGAAAAUAGUUUCAGACCGCAACCUUCCGCUCUUAGUCAGGCAGAUGGCUUUGCAUGCAAAUAUGGCCUCUUUGGUGCAUCAGUACAGAGCUAACCCCUCUGAUGCGUACGCCUCAAAGUGGCUGGCAAGAUUACGGCACAUUAAGAGGAUCAGGACCAGAGCUCAAGAAGAUAUUCAGUCUCGAUCAACUCCCGGCAUCUCGCUGACCCAAGGACACACUCAGCAGAACAAGUCGUUCCAGCAGAGCACUCCAGCGCCAAACCCAGAAGCCUCGGGGCAAAGGAAAAGACUCGUAUCAACAGUCGAUGAUUUCACAGAUUUUGUUUGAUUUUUAUUUCUUGUCCUGGCAGACACACUUGCAUACACACACACGCACGCACGCACACACACACACACACACACACAAACACUGACAGGGUGUGUUUGUGUGUAAAUAUGUGAAUGGAAUAAAAAGUGACCAUGAAAAAGGC
Molecule: messenger RNA, 5951 nt
Organism: Stegastes partitus (bicolor damselfish)
Lineage: Eukaryota; Metazoa; Chordata; Actinopteri; Pomacentridae
Gene: tsc2
Product: TSC complex subunit 2
Exons: 41
Coding region: 191-5809 (1872 amino acids)
Biological process (GO): regulation of cell cycle; positive regulation of GTPase activity; negative regulation of Wnt signaling pathway
Cellular component (GO): TSC1-TSC2 complex; nucleus; cytoplasm
Molecular function (GO): GTPase activator activity
Source: RefSeq, a predicted model, not a curated record